CAUAAUAUUAUUGCCAUUUCUUCAAAAGUAGAUCGCUAGUUCCGGUUCUAUAAACAGCAAGCUCACAUACCCACAUCACACAACUACUGCUAUAGCUAUACACACCAGACAACUAAACCAUUGUGUCAUCUGAAGAGAGAGAAUCCACCCACCAUCGGAGCCAUGGACCUUGCGAUGGCAGCCAUGGGCUCCCUUCUUCCCAAGCUAGUCGAGCUCCUCCAUGGAGAAUACAAGCUGCAAAAGGGUGUGAAGAGAGAUGUAGAGUUUCUCGAGAGGGAGAUGAGGAGCAUAGACGUUGCCCUCCGUAAAUUGGCCAUGGUGCCCCGUGACAAGCUCAAUGACAACGCCAAGAUCUGGGCAGAUCGAGUCCGGGAGCUGUCGUAUGAGAUGGAGGAUCUCGUCGACAACUUCUCGGUGCGCGUCGAGGACUCAGAUCUCGAUAGUUCCAAGAGAUUUAUGAAGAAGGUGUCCAAUUUGUUCAAAAAAGGCAAGACCCAACACCAGAUCGCCGAGGCGAUCAAAGACAUCAAGGAGCAGGUCCAGGAGGUGACGGAUCGACGUGACAGGUACAAGAUUGAUGAUGUUGAGGAAAGUCUAGCUGCUACAACCAGCAUUGACCCUCGGCUGAUGACUCAGUUCAAAGAUCACAGAGAGCUUGUUGGCAUCGAGGAGGUAAGGGACGAGCUAAUUAAGAGGCUGAUAGAUGGAGAUGAUUGUAGGUCCAAGCAGGAGCUCAAGAUACUCUCAAUCUUUGGAUUUGGAGGUCUUGGCAAGACAACUCUUGCGAGAGCAGUUUACGACAAGAUACAAGUAGGAUUUGAAUGGAAGGCUUUUAUUUCGGUGGGCCAGAAUCCUAACUUGAAGAAUGUUCUCAUAGGUAUUCUCUUCCGACUUGACGAAGCCUCUUGUUCUAAUGCAAAAAUGUUGGAUGAGGGGCUGCUCAUUGAAAAACUCAGAGGACUGCUUGCGAACAAGAGGUAUCACCAUCCAUUCUAAUGCAUGUCAUGGGAGAUUUACAUCAUUGCAAAUGCAUGCUUACUAUAUCUUUUCAGCGGCCAAAAUAAAAGGUGAAGAGGAUGAAUUAGAUUUAGAUUGCAUCAAACUGUUUCUACAUGUUUGAAGCAAAUUGUACCAGCUUUACCAAUUGUCAAAUGGUCUUGCCAAUUACCUGGACCUGAUUGGAAUAAAUGUUAGUUCAGAAUAGAAAUAGAUGUAUUAUAUAAAUUAUGUUUGAACUGCCGAACAAGUUUACGAAACUCUAAUAGGAUAGACUCUAUCAAAGUAUCAAACCCUUGCAUGUAUUUUGACAGUGGCUUCCACUCCACAUUUUAUUAUUUAUUUAUUUCUCACUCGGUUGUCAUGUGAAGCACCUUUUUGUAAAUUGAAUAGUCAUUUUGGGUUCUUUGCUGAGGUGCUUUCCAUAUUUCGUCUAUUUCUAUGUCGACACAUUAGAUAUAUAGUUUGACUAAUCUACGCCUCUUGCAUUG
This is a messenger RNA of Hordeum vulgare subsp. vulgare (domesticated barley), 1487 nucleotides long. RefSeq names its product disease resistance protein PIK6-NP-like. Lineage: Eukaryota; Viridiplantae; Streptophyta; Magnoliopsida; Poales; Poaceae. Gene Ontology annotation, molecular function: ADP binding. Bases 163 to 996 code for a protein of 277 amino acids. The record is from RefSeq and is a predicted model, not a curated record. The transcript has a single exon.